GCUUAAAAUGUCUCGAAGGUCGUAUUUACUUACCUGCAUUAGCGGUCAGCGACGUGGCUGCGUCUCAAAUCGCGGCGCGGUUCCCUACACACGCACACUACUUGCCAAGGGUGUCACUGCUUUCGCGUAAUGGCGUCUUCUCGAUACAGAGUGCACUACUUUUAGUGCCAAGCAGGCGUUUGGAACACGACCUGCGUUCAAUCGGUCUUGCGAUAGCUUCAUUCAAAAUAGCAAACACACAGACACAGAAAUAAUGGAUUGGGCAAGUCAGAUAUAUGAAAACAGAGGCAUAGGAUCCAAGAUGACGGACUCGAAGUAUUUCACCACCACUAAGAAAGGGGAGAUCUUUGAGCUGAAAGCAGAGCUGAACAGUGAUAAGAAGGAGAAGAAAAAGGAGGCAGUAAAGAAGGUGAUCGCCUCCAUGACAGUGGGGAAAGAUGUCAGUGCUCUGUUUCCCGAUGUAGUGAACUGCAUGCAGACGGACAACCUGGAGCUGAAGAAGCUGGUCUACCUGUACCUGAUGAACUACGCCAAGAGCCAGCCCGACAUGGCCAUCAUGGCCGUCAACACCUUUGUCAAGGACUGUGAAGACCCGAACCCUCUGAUUCGAGCUCUGGCCGUACGCACCAUGGGCUGCAUUCGCGUGGACAAGAUCACAGAGUACCUGUGUGAACCUCUGCGCAAGUGUCUAAAGGACGAGGAUCCCUACGUGAGGAAGACGGCGGCCGUGUGCGUGGCCAAACUCCACGACAUCAGCGCCCAGCUGGUGGAGGAUCAGGGCUUCCUGGACACGCUGAAGGACCUGAUCUCUGACUCCAACCCCAUGGUGGUGGCGAACGCUGUAGCUGCUCUAUCAGAGAUCGCUGAGUCUCACCCCAACAGUAACCUGCUGGACCUGAACCCUCAGACCAUCAACAAGCUGCUGACGGCCCUGAACGAGUGCACCGAGUGGGGGCAGAUCUUCAUCCUGGACUGUCUGGCGAACUACACACCCCGCGAUGACCGCGAGUCUCAGAGCAUCUGCGAGAGAGUCACCCCCCGGCUGUCUCACGCUAACUCUGCCGUGGUCCUGUCGGCCGUCAAGGUGCUAAUGAAGUUCAUGGAGAUGCUCCCUAAAGACCUGGAUUACUACGGGACCCUGCUGAAGAAACUGGCGCCUCCUCUGGUCACUCUGCUCUCUGCAGAACCCGAGCUGCAGUACGUGGCUCUGAGGAACAUCAACCUCAUCGUCCAGAAACGGCCUGAGAUCCUGAAGCACGAGAUGAAGGUGUUCUUCGUGAAAUAUAACGACCCGAUCUACGUCAAACUGGAGAAGCUCGACAUCAUGAUCCGUCUGGCCUCUCAGGCCAACAUCGCUCAGGUUCUGGCCGAGCUGAAGGAAUACGCCACUGAAGUGGACGUGGACUUCGUGCGCAAAGCCGUCCGUGCCAUCGGCCGCUGCGCCAUCAAAGUGGAGCAAUCGGCUGAGCGCUGCGUCAGCACCCUGCUGGACCUCAUCCAGACCAAAGUCAACUACGUGGUGCAGGAGGCCAUCGUGGUCAUCAAGGACAUCUUCCGCAAGUACCCUAACAAGUAUGAGAGUGUUAUUGCUACCCUGUGUGAGAACCUGGACUCUCUGGAUGAACCUGAGGCGAGAGCAGCCAUGAUCUGGAUCGUAGGAGAAUACGCAGAGAGGAUCGACAAUGCAGACGAGCUGCUUGAGAGCUUCCUGGAGGGCUUCCACGAUGAGAGCACACAGGUGCAGCUGCAGCUUCUCACUGCCAUUGUCAAACUGUUCCUCAAGAAACCCACUGAGACCCAGGAGCUCGUACAGCAGGUACUCAGCCUGGCCACACAGGACUCUGAUAACCCGGACCUGCGGGACCGCGGGUACAUCUACUGGCGCCUGCUGUCCACCGACCCGGUCGCGGCGAAGGAGGUGGUUCUGGCUGAGAAGCCUCUGAUCUCAGAAGAGACGGACCUGAUCGAGCCGACGCUGUUGGAGGAGCUCAUCUGCCACAUCGGCACGCUGGCCUCCGUUUACCACAAACCUCCCAGCGCCUUCGUCGAGGGCAGCCGAGGGGUGCAGCACAAACGCCUUCCUCCCCGCACCGGCUCUGGUGAGAGCGCUGAAAGCCCCGAUGUAGGCCAGUCAGUGGGCGGAGCCUCCGAAGCCCCGCCUGCUGUCAUCCCAUCUCAGGGUGAUCUCCUGGGUGACUUGCUUAACCUGGACCUGGCUCCACCCACCACCACCGUGCCCUCCGUGCCCCCCGCCAUGCAGAUGGGCGCCAUGGACCUGCUGGGUGGAGGACUGGACAGUCUGAUGGGAGACGAAUCGGAAACGCUGCGUUCACACUACAGGGUGGAGGUUCAGUCUCCUGCUCCACACUCUCACUGUAGAGAGGGAGAGUUGGGCGGAGACCUUGGAGGCAGUCCUGCGGUGGGUGUAGGUCUCGGGGGCGCUCCUGUAGGAAUGCCGGCGGGUCUGGGCGGAGCCCCGGCUGUUGGAAGCGGUCUUAGUGACCUGUUUGAUCUGGGUGGAAGUGUAGACAUGACAACGGGAGCUUAUGUGCCACCCAAAACUAUGUGGCUGCCAGCGAUGAAGGCGAAAGGUCUGGAGAUCUCAGGAACGUUUGCUCGGCGUGGAGGAGCCAUCCACCUGGACCUGUCCCUCACCAACAAGGCUAUGAGCAUCAUGACCGACUUCGCCAUCCAGUUCAACAAGAACAGUUUCGGAUUGGCUCCUGCUGGUCCUCUGCAGGUCCUGACUCCUCUCAGCCCCAAUCAGACGGUGGAGGUGAGUCUCCCUCUCAGCACCAGCGGCCCGGUCAUGAAGAUGGAACCUCUCAACAACCUCCAGGUAGCAGUGAAGAAUAACAUCGAUGUGUUCUACUUCAGCUGCCAGUACCCCAUCAGCCUGCUGUUCGUCGAAGAUGGCAAGAUGGAUCGCCAGGUGUUCUUGGCCACAUGGAAGGACAUUCCCAGUGACGGUGACACUCAGUUUCAGAUUAAAGACUGUCACCUCACUGCAGACGCGGUCAGUAACAAGCUGCAGGGCAGUAACGUGUUCACCGUGGCACGACGCACAGCCGACGCUCAGGAGCUUCUCUACCUGUCCAUCAAACUCACCAACACCAUCUGGGUUCUUACUGAACUACGUGUACAGAGUCCCACCCACACGAUGACGGUGAGAUGCCGUGCUCCAGAGGUUUCUCAGUACGUCUGUCAGAGCUUCGAGCUGAUUCUCGAAACUGAACAUCGUCCUUAGAGUUGGACCAGGAACCUCCUCAGAUCCUUCUCAACACCUCCUCUGUCUCUUCCACACACACCCAUCAGGAUCAGCUGCUUUUAAUCCGUCUUCUUCUUCCUCCUCUUCCUUCUCUCCAUUUUCCUUUUCUCCUCAUCUUCCUUUUCCCCUUCCAUUAACUCCUUCUCUUCCUAAACCUCCACUUUUUCCUUCUUCGCUUUUCCCUAUUUUUCUUACUCUCCUUCUCUUCUCCACCUCUUCAUCCUCCCACACCUCUCUUACUUUCUCCUACACAUUCCCCUUUUCUUCCUCCCUAUCCCUUCUUCUUCCCCUUCUCUUCUUUACAUAUUCUCCCUCUUCUUUUUUCUCCUCCCCUCUUCCCCUCUCUUUCUCCUCCUUUUCUACCUCUACAAUCAGUUUAGUUUUAUGGAGCUCAGUGUGUGUGUGAGAGACUCAUGCUGGUUUUGGGGACUUCAUGUGUGUACUACUUCCUUAUAGAUUUGUGUUUGUUCCUGUGUGUGUGUGUGUGUGUGUGUGUGUGUGUGUGAGAGCGUGCAUGUGUUUGAUUUUUGCUUUUUCCUCCUAUAAAGUAAACAAAAGAAACCAUAUAGUGAACCAUUACAACAUGUUGAAUCCCCCAUGAUGCAUUGCCUCAGGUUUGUUUCUGAGGCUGACUCAGGAGGCGACGUCGAGUCCAGUAACGCUGUUCAACAUCUCACACCAGGACAUCUGUACAAAACACCACGAUCUCGAUCUUUUUCCAGGCUUUAGGCCACGCUGUUGUAUGAACGUUCGCUUCGUAACCCUGGUGCACCUCCACAGAAGGAUCUCAUCAUGACUGCUUUUCUACUCGCCACCCAGCCGAGGUGGAACUGUUCCAUCUGUGGGAGAAGAGACGCAUCAUUUACUUUUUUCUAUAUUUUAUUUUAAGAAAUCAUUCCGUGUGUGUGUGUGUGUGUGUGUGUGUGUGCACUACUCUGUUAAUUAUAUCUGAUUGGGUUGAAUAUCACCGAUGCUCAGAAGUGUGUUUCUGUGUGUUCUGAGCUUUAAUAGCUGUACGAGUAAACGCCUGCCGGAUUCUUAUCCUCA
This is a messenger RNA of Silurus meridionalis, 4315 nucleotides long. It is a transcript of the gene ap1b1, whose product is annotated as adaptor related protein complex 1 subunit beta 1. Lineage: Eukaryota; Metazoa; Chordata; Actinopteri; Siluriformes; Siluridae. The record is from RefSeq and is a predicted model, not a curated record. Gene Ontology annotation, cellular component: membrane coat; clathrin adaptor complex. Gene Ontology annotation, biological process: vesicle-mediated transport; intracellular protein transport. Gene Ontology annotation, molecular function: clathrin binding. The coding region runs from base 254 to 3247 and encodes 997 amino acids. The transcript is spliced from 24 exons.